This is a messenger RNA of Closterium sp. Yama58-4, 858 nucleotides long. The record is from the annotation of a GenBank genome assembly. NCBI's taxonomy places the organism in Eukaryota, Viridiplantae, Streptophyta, Zygnematophyceae, Desmidiales, Closteriaceae.
AUGGCUCCCUUAAAAACUCCUUCCGCUCUCCGAAAACUCCUCGUGACUCUUCUCCUCUUCUGCCUCCUCCCCGCGCUCGCUCCGGUGCGCGCGUUCGAAUUCGACUGCGCGAACGAGGUCCGCGAGAGCGUUUCCGUCCUGAGCUUCUGUAACGGCGACGGAUGGCGCUACUCGUGUCUCUAUGGCGGCGGUUACUCCACGGACGGCUCGGGCGAGUGCACGCGUGUUCAGGCCGGCGCGCUGACCUGCGAGGACUGCGAGGGGAACGCGCACGACCUCCCGCGCUGCUGCGAUAUAGACCUCUCCGGUUACGAGUUAAGCGCCGGAAUACAGGCCAACACGUAUGACACCGAGUGGGGAAUCACUCUCUUGCAGUGCCCGGGGAAUUCUGACUGUGGCGACUUUGGUUACCCGCAGUGUCACGGGGGUGGGUUUGACGGGAUCACCCCGUACUGGGUUAAUCAAUAUUCCUAUGACAGAGGAUACGAUUACUGCCCCGAAUCAAGUGGAGCGAUGCUGCGCGCGAUGGAGCCCCGCGCGCACAGCAGCAGCGGAGUGCAGUUGCGCGAAUUAGAGCGUCCCGUGGCGGAGAUCCGCGCAGAACCGCCGCACCCGAUCGCUCCCCUCGGCGACGGCGCACUGGCGGGCGGAAAAAACAAGAUGAGCCGCCGCCUAUGGGGAAGCGGGCGCCCCUGGUCUCCCCCCAAGAUGUAUAGCCGCCGCCUGUAUGGGAGCGGGCGCCCGUGGUCUCCCCCGAAGAUGUACAGCCGCCGCUUGUGGGGAAGCGGGCGCCCGUGGUCUCCCCCCAAGAUGUACAGCCGUCGCCUGUAUGGAAGCGGGAGGCAGUGGUACCCAUAA